This is a messenger RNA of Orbicella faveolata, 5637 nucleotides long. RefSeq lists its product as uncharacterized. Gene Ontology annotation, biological process: protein phosphorylation. Lineage: Eukaryota; Metazoa; Cnidaria; Anthozoa; Scleractinia; Merulinidae. Gene Ontology annotation, molecular function: ATP binding; protein kinase activity. The record is from RefSeq and is a predicted model, not a curated record.
AUUCCCUUCAAACUAUACCUGUGUAUCUUGUGGAGCAAGAUAUUGCUGUGUGAAGUGUUUGUCGACACACCAGGACACAAGAUGUCUCAAGUGGACAGUAUGAGCUGCUAUUACCAUCGUUCGUUCUAUUGUUCUCACAAUUUCAAGCGUCAUCAUAAAAGGUUUCAGCGACUGAGGUCAUUCCGCAGCCAAUAAUCCAGUUCGCAAUUCCGUGGAGGUAUAAAACACUAUGAUUCCAGUAGACGAGAACAUGCAACUUAUAAUCCAGUUUAUCAUUAACUGGAUGUACAGGGUUGCAGUUUCAGCGAAACCCGUUGCUAAGCGACAAGAUCUAUCGUUAUUACGUAAUGCUUGAAGAGGAGGUUUUUAAAACGACACUGACACCAAAGUUUUAGAGCCAAAAAAGGCAACAUUUCAUAUCGAUUCACGGAUUGUGACCUGCCUAACUUGUACAUACUUGUAGUUAAUUUGUGUUACAUUAAAGAUCGCCGAACGGUUGCCUGUUGGAACAAUUUUUCUGUUUUUUGACAGCUUUUUGACAUCUUUUUGACAAUAUUCUGAUGGCUUUCGUUUUUAAUGGCCAAUCAGAAUGCAAGAACGUGAAGAAGAGUUGUCAAGAUCCACACUCACGUUAUGACAGUUAUGACAAGCUUCGCAGUUCUUGCAAUUCGAUUUCCUACUUUAAACAAAAGACAAAGUUUUCAAAAAGUUGUCAAAAAUCUAAAGAAAACAGCCUCGUCAAGUGGCACUGUAAAAAGUAUUUUUACUCUAAACGGUUGAUAACCUCUUUGGCCAAAACCAUGUCAUAUUUUUCCUUCGUCAGCAUUGUUCAUUUUGCGGUACAUCAGAAUACCUUCAACUCACUUGUUACGAGAGAUCACGCAAAGCCACGAAUCAUUGAGAAAUAACCUGUCUGAUUACCACUCUAGCGCUACCGCCCUCUGCGUUAAGCUAGGAUGGGAUAGUCUCUAUAUCAGAAGGAAAAAGCAAAAAUUGAAAUUAAUAUUUAAAAGUAUGAAUGAUUAGACUCCGGAGUACCUGAAAGGCCUAUUUAAACCCUUCAGCACGGACUAUCGUCUCGGAAAGAUUGGGAAAAAAAAGCUCUGCCCAGGCCCCGUACCAAUUUUCUCAAAACGAAGUGUCUGCUAUAGUGGGGCACGUCUGUGGAGUAGCCUUCCAUCUAACGUCAGAGCCAUUAGAUCUUUUAUAUUAACUCCAAAAAUGAGAUCAAUCACCGAAUGUUCUCGUACUCCCACACGACAAACAUCUGAAUCAUUUUUUUUCCUUUUUUAUCUCGAUCUUGUGAUAUCACUGAUGUUUCUACCGUGGUUAAAUAAAGUGUAUGUAUGUAAAUAUUCCUACCGGAAUAUUCGGGACCACCUCUGGAGGUGGUCCACUUUGACCGGUUCGACCGAAAUUUGCCGUUCCAUUUGGACAAACCCGUUCAUUGCCCUACUCUUCAGUAGAUUUUACUUAUGUAGGGAAUUCGGAAAAUGAAUAAAAAAUGGUAAGAGCCAUUCCUUUUGGUUGGCCCGGUUUGAUCGGAAAAUGUCGUUCCCUUUUUCCUCGGAAAGCCCACUGGUCUCUGACUGGUCGGUCUGGUAUGGUGGAAGCGCCCACGGUUACCGUAGUAAGACGCCCACAGAACAAAUACCAAUCUCGUUCCCAGAGUCCGCGUUAACACGUAGGCAUGGGCAGAAUGGAUAAUUGGCUCAUUUUCGCUUCCAUACCUCCCCGAUACAGUAAAACAAAAUGGCGGACUUUCGUUUAUGCUUAAGCUUAUUUUUUGUGCCCAAACAGGGGCCAGCAUUUGCGGAGCCGUUUGGAAAUUGUCUGAAGAGACUUCAGUUCCUAGGGUGUUUUCCAGCCUUACUUAUAAACUUUCGUGGGCUGGCUUCAAUUUUUGCCGGGUUUACUUCGUCCCGCCCCAACUAACUGCCCCUGGGUCUCCAAGAAUGCCGUGGCCGGUGACCUCACAAUACCUUGACGAAUCAGACUGCUCCAUUUGCAUUGAUAUCUUUAUAACCGAAUACCGACAACCGGCAGUCUAACGGUUCCUAGUGUGACAAUAUUGUUGACUAAUCAUGAAAAAUAUUAUGCCGCAAAAUCUUAAACCGGCCGCGCCAAAUAAAACGAGUACAUCAAUGCAACUUCCGGGUAACCGUCCGAGCUCGCUCAUGAUCAUAUAAAAUCCCAACUCGGUACGGUAUGAGACAGCCAUAAACACCAGAGAAGUUUCAUAGCCAUGAGCUUUGCAGAUAAUAAGGUGGUCUCUAUCUAAGGACUAAAUAUUUCAACAAUUUAACCUUUUGAUUGGCUAUAUGAUGCGUGAUCUGUCACGUUGUUAAUGGUUUAGCCCAUGACGCGCUACAGCGUUACAAAUGCCGUAUUUGUGAAAGGAUGGUUCAUAUGACCUACUAGAGAAGUCUUCAACUUAACUACACUUUACAACGAGAGACAUCUCGGCCGUGACGUCUUUCAUGGGUCUAAGUAACACUGUCACUCAUUUAGAUUAGAUUAUACGCGCUUAACGUAUCUUUAAUGAAUAUGGCGGAAAAAGGAGUCGACGAUAUCGACGAUAUCAUGGACAUGGUUCAAACAAUGAAGUCCCUCGGUGUUCCGUCCACGGGAUUGCGAACUUUGGACGAGAUGAAGCAGCGAGUGAAAGAGACGCUUAAACUGUCAGAGAAGAAAUCCAGCUGGACAGCAAAGGAGCCCUUCUCUGUGUUAACUGACGCCAAACAAGAAGAUGAGAGAAAAAGAGAAACCUUGUACGAAUUCUACGAGAAUACGGAGGUUUGUUUGAACAGCAUGGAUGACAAGAUUCGCCUUCUUUUGGAGCAGAAUGUAACAAACUACAGCGAUAAAAUCGCUUGGCACAAAAGGAACUUAAAACAGCAGGAAUACAUUGUACUUGUUGCAGGUGAGACAAGUUCUGGAAAAAGUACCCUGUUGAACCUGAUUCUUGGAGAACAUCUUCUUCCAUACUCCGUUCUCAGCACAACGUCUACCAUCUGUGAGCUAAAAUACGGGACCACGCCCGCACUGGUAGCGCACUUCAAAGACAAAGAUCCACAGACAGGGCUCCCCACGAGGACUGUGCAGCUUGGUCAGUCUAGGGAAACCUGUCUUGAGGAGAUCUCAUCCUUUGUACACGUGAAGACCGAUCGAGAGAAGGGAUCUGAUUACAAGAAGAUUGAGCUCUUUUGCCCUCACAGCCUGCUUAAGCAAGGUAUCGUUAUAGUGGACAGUCCUGGUGUUGGUGAGUCUGGCAUCAUGGACGACAUUGUUAAAGAGUACCUUCCAGAGGCGUUUGCUUUCAUUUACGUAAUCAACAGUGUAAACGCCGGUGGAAUACAACGAGACAGGCUGGAAAAACUGAUCGAAUACGCCAGAAAGGUAUCUCUUGACCAGCAGAGGGAAACGUCGUCAACUCAAGCCCUGUUCGUGUGCAAUAAGUGGGAUCAAGUGCCACCGGGAGAGGCCAGUGAGGUUAAGGAUUACAUCAUCAAAAGACUCACACAUUGCUGGCCCAGUCUGGACCCACAUUCGCAGAUCAUCUACAUGUCGUCAACCAAUGCCAGCGAGGCGCAAGGUCUUGGAAUAAUCACCGAAGAAUUUGCAGGCCUGAUGAAUGGCAUCAAGUCCAUGGUUUUGAAAAGCAUCGAAGCAAGGCUACAAACUAAAUGGAGGUGGCUUGAUUACCUCCUUUCUCGCAUGGCUUACCACACCAAGGCAUUUCUUCAGAAUUCUCACAAAGAUCGCCAAAAAGUUAUUGAGAGAAUGAUGCUUAUCACUGAACGCCUAUUGAUGAUUGAAAAACAGCAGAGUUCCGUUAGCCAUGAGCUGCAGGAAUACUUGGAGAACAAGACAGACUACGCUGUUAGUACGCUCUCCAAAUAUCUGAAGUCUUCAGAUGUUGUGGGAAAAUUUACCUCAUGGACGUUGGAUGACGUUCCAAACACAGAAGAAAGUUGGGAGGUCACCAGAAACUUCAUCCAAAAAGCUAUUAUGAAGCGGCUUCAGGACGUAAUCGCAACUUGGGAAGAAGAGAAACAUGUCUUUUCAGAUGCUCGCACAUCUCUAAUCCAGUACUUCCAGGAUCGAUUUAACCUCGUCGAGGGACAACUUCGAAUUCUGGAGAGCUCCGUUGUAGCUAAGGAUGCCGCUAGUCCUAGCAGUGACCUCCUGGUUCCAGACAACUUUAGCGUGGCCGAAAGAGUUAUCAUAGGCGUCACAAGUCCCAUUUGGGUUCCAGUCGGUCUGGUUGUCUUGAUAGUCAGUGUUCCUGUGGUUGGUGCUAUGGCCGUCAAGGAGAAGUAUGAAGAUUGGGCCAAAACCAGAGAGUACGAAAAAGACAAAAGCGGAUUCAUGGCGAAAGCUUCACAAGAAUAUUUAACUGAAGCUGCCGAGGAACAGAAUCUGCGGUCGUACGUGGUGGAGCAGCUGAAAGAGUGUGAAGUGUGUCUCAGGCAAGUUGUCGCUCGUAUCCCUGAGCUCAUCGAGGCUGAUAAAAUGCUGUGUCAACAGCUGAGAGAUGAGAACCGUUCACAGAAAGAAAUAGAAGACUUCUAUAGACCCUUGUACCAGAGGAGUUUGCAGCUGAGGGAUCGCAUGGCCAUGUUCGGCAUCAAGGAGGUACGAACCAUGGACAUCAGUUGCAACGAUUUGGAAUGGAAGGACGAUGGAAGUUCGCUCCUUGGAACAGGCGCCUUUGCUUCUGUCUAUCGAGGGAAGUUAAAGCUUCAUGAAGAAGAGCAACCCGUGGCUUUAAAAGUCUGGAAAGAGCAACUAAACGACUGCAACGCAAGUGCUUUCCUUGCUGAAACGGACGCAUUGAGGAAAUUGAAUUAUCCAUUCAUUGUGAAGUUCUAUGGUUCAUCACUGCUGAAGGAAGGAGACCAGGCGUGGGCGAUAAUAGUGAUGGAGCUGUGCAAGGAAAACUUGAUGAGACACAUUUUCCUGAAUCCUAAGAAUAUACCAGCCAGGUUGCCCUCCUCAACACCUCCCACCGAGAGAACUACAAUCCGAUGGGCGAAAGACAUCGCUAAUGGACUGGAAUACAUACACAACCAGGGGUACGUCCACAGGGACCUCAAGUUGGAAAACAUAUUGAUAUCACUCCAAGAUGUUGUCAAGAUCGCCGAUGUUGGUGUAUCCAAAGAAGGAAAGAUGAUCACAGGUACCAUGGCCGGAACACCUGCCUUCGUCGCACCGGAAGUGAUUAGAUCCAGUGUGUACGACUACAAGGCGGACUUGUACAGCUUUGGCAUUAUGAUGUGGGAGAUGUGGUAUGGUCGAAGAGCCCUCAUGGACGUGGGAGGAGAUUUCAAUACGUUUUGGGACAAAGUGGUUGAAGGUGUAAGACCGUCCCAUAUUCAGGGCUCCAGGAUGCCUCCAGAUCAGUGGCAAAAUCUGAUGCAGCGUUGCUGGGAUGGCCAGGUAGAGAAAAGACCAACCGCUGCGACGUGUCACAAUGAGUUAACCAACUUGUAUAGUACCGUCUUUUUAUCUGACGUACAGUUGAACGUGCAGCAAUGAUUGGCAGUAUAUUAAACAGCAUUCUCAAAUUCAUUAAUGAUUCAUUAAGUUUCAACAAAGGAAAUCAAGACCGUGACGGUGUUUGGAUAUCUUAAU